Molecule: messenger RNA, 934 nt
Organism: Geodia barretti
Lineage: Eukaryota; Metazoa; Porifera; Demospongiae; Tetractinellida; Geodiidae
Source: the annotation of a GenBank genome assembly
GCCAUAAUUUCACUCGCUGCACCAGUUAUUGUGAUUUUCAGCAUUCGUGAUCGUAAAACUAACCAAUCGUUAGUGUUUUUCUCGUAACUGGAAAGCAUAGGCAAUGGCUGCUCGCUCUCUUCCAGAGAAGUAUGUAUGCAUUGAUGUCGAAUGCGUUGCGACUGGUCGCCGCCAUGACGCCCGGUCGGUUGCCCUGGUGGCAAUUGUCGAUCAAGACGAACGAGUCUUAUUGAAAAAUAAAGUUAAACCAAGAGAAAAGGUAAUGAGCUACCUGACACCAUUAACCGGCCUUCGUGAAGGAGACCUGGAUGAUGGAGAACCGCUAGAGAGUGUACUGGCGGAAGUGAAACGUAUUCUCAGUCCCGAAAUUGUUCUGGUUGGACAGGGCGUCAAGAAUGAUGUGCAAUGGCUGAAGUUGCGCGAGGGUGAACACUUUUCGUGUACAGUAGACCUCGGAGAGCUUUUCAAGGCCUACAACCAUCGUUUUUCAAACUACAACUACUUUUCACUGAGCCACGAAGCCAACACUCUUCUGUACCAAGGUUUUAUUUCUGACGAGCACGAUCCGGUCACAGACGCAAAGGCUAGCGUUCAACUGUUUAAAAAAUUUUACGCCGACAGUGCACGGCUGGAGGAAGCUAAGAAGAAACUGCUACGAAAUCGUCCUCCUCCAUCGUGGGUAAAGAAGAAUAACUACCGCUGGGAAGGAGUUUGCAUGGCGGCCUACUUUCCAGAAAAGUGCUUCUGUGGUGCUCCAACAAAAAAGACUUAAAACGACUCACCGUCAAAGUGCUAUAUAUAAAAGUAAAAGUACUUUAGUAUCCUUACUAUAGUACUAUAGAGCUAUCGUAUCUAGCUAUGGUAGCUUAUCUAUAGACUUUGUUUUAGUGCUAGGUAAGUAGUGUAUCUAUUUGUGCAGUUCGCUCAUGGCGAC